UGAAACCAUGAAGGGCCGAGUUGCUGCUCUCGUUAUUGGUCUGGCACUUAUACAUGGCUCACUGGCUGUUAACUUGACAGAUUCAUCUGAAGAAGUGUUGUGGGGAGAUCGCCCAUUUCUGAAGGAGGGUCAUACAUUUGACGAAGAUGAACAUUUUGCUGAAGAAUGCAAUAAGCUGCUAAAAUACAGUGCCCAAGUGAUGAAAGAAUGCACUACUAAAAAGUGCCAGACGUACAAACAAUGUAACAAGGAGGGUGAUCACAUAAUCUGUAUGACACUCCAUCUCUUACAUGUGGAUGAAGUGUUAGGUUAUUUACAAAAUUAUGGCAUAGAAGGAGAAUCCCAGACAGAGCCAGAUGAAAUUGAAGGAGAUUCCAAGACAGAGCCAAAUGGAAAUGAAGAAGAAUUCCAGACAGAGCCAGAUGUAAUUGAAGGAGAUUCCCAGACUGAGCCAGAUGGAACUGCAGGAGAUUCACAGAUAGAGCCAGAUGGAAAUGAAGGAGAAUUCCAGACAGAGCAAGAUGGAAUUGAAGGAGAUUCUCAGAUAGAGCCAAAUGGAGAUGAGGGCGAUUCCCAAAUGGAGCCAAAUGGAAAUGAAGGAGAAUCCCAGACAGAGCCAAAUGGAAAUGAGGGAGAUUCCCAGACAGAGCCAAAUGGAAAUGAAGGGGAUUCCCGGACAGAGCCAAAUGGAAUGGAAGGAGAAUCCCAGACAGAGACAAAUGGAAAUGAAGAAGAAUCACAGAAAGAUCCAAACGGAAAUUAAGAAUCCAAUACAGAAUUAAGUGGAAAUGAAAUAUAAACCAAGACAGAGUUUUAAUUGAAAAUGACAAGCAAUCUGUGAAAGAGCAAAAAGAGAUUCCAGAAGUGGAUAAAAUAGAAGAUUCUUAGUUUGCUUUAUAUAAAAUAAUUGUAAUAAUUGUGUCUGCAAGUAGAGACAAAAGGGUAAUGCCUUAAGUUCCAUCUCAAUCUUUUUCACACUGUUCCCAUUCAUCUAACAAGAAAUAAACAAACAAACACACAAAUAAAUAACUAAAUAAAUAUUAAUAUUAAGUAUUGCCAGAGAUGUGUAUAUUAUAUUGUUUUUUCACCAAAUGAGUAAGAGAUCAUUUUAUCAUGGGGGGUAUUUUGGCAAUAACAUUUUAUGUCCCUAAUUAUAAUCUAACAGAAUGUUUAGACAAAUUAUUAUUGAACCACAGGCACAGAACUUGUUGGGGGUUGUAGUCCAAACAACUGCUGACGUAUAGGUUACAUAGUUAAAUCCAUGCAUUAGAUUUCCUUACACUUUGCUGCAGAAACAGUGAAGUGAAAUACUGCACCCACUCAUGUGCCUCCUACACAGUAUGGCCUGGGCAUAGCAUAGCAAGGAAAGCUUGAAAAGCAAAGCCAAUGAUAGCAAACGUACUGUAGAUGCAGUAUCAUAGAAAUAAUUUAAAGAUGCAGCAAGUUAUGUAAAUGGCAAUAAACAUUAAAUUAAUAAAAGUGCACAUGUUGA
This is a messenger RNA of Pseudophryne corroboree (corroboree frog), 1492 nucleotides long. RefSeq names its product bile salt-activated lipase-like. The transcript has 3 exons. The record is from RefSeq and is a predicted model, not a curated record. Bases 8 to 763 code for a protein of 251 amino acids. NCBI's taxonomy places the organism in Eukaryota, Metazoa, Chordata, Amphibia, Anura, Myobatrachidae.